Molecule: messenger RNA, 2900 nt
Organism: Pangasianodon hypophthalmus (striped catfish)
Lineage: Eukaryota; Metazoa; Chordata; Actinopteri; Siluriformes; Pangasiidae
Exons: 4
Coding region: 177-1478 (433 amino acids)
Biological process (GO): protein ubiquitination; Notch signaling pathway
Source: RefSeq, a predicted model, not a curated record
GCUUUGUGCAAAUCGAAAGUGAAAUGCGCGGGUGAAGUGUGCAGGAGUGGGCUGAGACGAUUGUUUGUACUUCAGAGUUUUACAGUUGGUGUUUUACAGGCUUAAGUUCUGCAGAUGCAUUUUAUUCAUUGUUCAGGAGUGCUGCUGUUACACAGGGACGUGUGUUGUACUGCGUGAUGGCGGAAUCAUACUUACCAGAAAUAUUUCCUAACGUGAAACUUCUUGUCGAUCCAGAAAGAUUUGUGGAGCCAUGGACAGUUAAAAAGACUGGCAUAAAAAAACAGGAAAGAGGUUCACUUUUUGAGUUCAGUGGAACCUUUAAAGAUACUGACGAUUUCUUUUUGGAACUGUCAAGCAAGGAGAAAAAAAGCAGUAAAUAUGGAGCAACUGAAGAGAGACGCAAAGGAUAUGAGCACACCUCUGCCAGCAUGAAGUCAGCUUCCAGUGAACGAGUUGAACCAGUUGAGGUCGACAGUGUCAUUAUGCGUUACAUUGAAGAAAAAUGCUCUGCAGAGCUCAAUAAAAUAAGACGACCUGAGGUAAGCAUGCAAGUUAAUAAGAAACAAGUGACCUUUCACCCACGGGACACAGGACAUGGAACAGUCUUCGCUCAGCUGGCAAGAGAGCGCUUUGUAAUUUUCUAUCAGAAGAUUGCUACGGAACUGCAGAGUAGAUUGUAUUAUUUAGACGCCACCCAGCUUCAGCUGUUGCUUGCAAAGUUUCCAGAGCUUCUAAUCAGCACUGGACAAAGGAGGACAGAUGAAAUAACACUGACCGGGAGAUUCAUUAGCCUUGAAAGGUUUGAGCAGUUCAUCAACAGUCCUUCUAAAAUGUCUUCUCCAAGACAAAUCAACCACACAGUGGACAUGAGUGCUACAGCCUCCAGCCAUGUGAUACAGGAUGAAACCUCCGGCAAAGAGGAAACUUGUUCCAUUUGUUUGGAACAAAUGGUGAAGUCACAAAUGAAGACUCUGGAGAAAUGUAAGCACUCUUUCUGUGAAAACUGUUUAAAGAUGGCUUUCCAAAUUAAACCUGUCUGUCCUACAUGUGGAGUUAUAUACGGCGCGCUAAAGGGAACCCAGCCUAAAGGAGGCAAAAUGAACGUCAUGUAUAAUAAGGUUCCUCUACCCGGGUAUGAAAACUAUGGAACAAUCAUCAUUCACUACAUCAUUCCAGAUGGGUUACAGGGGGAUGAACACCCAAAUCCAGGCCAGCCCUACAGAGGUACUGAACGCCUCGCCUACUUGCCAGACUGCCCGGAGGGAAAGAAAGUUCUUAAGCUCCUUAAACAAGCAUUUGAACAAAGGUUAACCUUCACAGUUGGACGCUCGUCAACCACUGGCAGGAGCAAUGUCGUCACCUGGAAUGACAUUCAUCACAAAACAUCCCGCACUGGUGGGCCUACUGCUUACGGAUACCCAGAUCCCGACUAUCUGAAACGGAUCCAAGAGGAGCUGAAAGCGAAAGGAAUUUACUGAUAUUUAAUAGGGAAUGAGCUUUUGCACCCAUGUAAAUACUAGCACCAGGCAAAUACUACAAGAGAAACAUAUUUGUCUACAUAUUUGUCUACUACUGGUAAAUAUUCACAAAUAUUGUAAAUAUUAUAAGGGAACAUCAAAUUCUGUUUAAGGUCUAUAGUCUGGUUGCAGCCAUAUUCCGAAUAUGUUGUUUAUAUGCGUACAGGCAUUGGAAUAUUCCUGUAUACAGUACACGGUUGUUGUAAGUAUGCCCGAGUUGCCUACAGCUAAGCAUCUGUUAGCACCCACAAUUCCUUGAGAACCAAGCAUUCACAUACAUUUCUUUUCAGUGGAUUUUCUGAAUAGGGUGUUUACAUGCAACAAAUUUCCCAAUUAAAACAGGCAUAUUCCAGGGGUGGAAAUCAGAAUUUGAGGAAUCAGAAUAUUGUCUUAAUCGGGCAAUCCGAUUGUGGCGUUUAAAUGACUCAAUAAUAAUUAGAAUAUUGCCAAAUUCCAGUUAAUAUCAGAAUAUUGAUGUGCAUGUAAAUGUAGCCAAUGAUCUCAUAUGUUGUGAUGAUGUCGAAGCUAAUGAACAAACCAUUAGCAAAGAAUUAAACUAAUGUAAUAUCUUACAACCUGGGAAAAUCCAACCUGCCUUUUAAUCACCUUAAAAUUCAGAUUUGACAGUAGUGAAAUUGCACCUGGAUAAAGUUUGGCAAGCAGUGAAAUAAAACCAAAAGAUUUGUAGGAUGGAACCCAACCAGAGACAAGGCUUAUAAAGUCAUUUUCCUAAGAGUGGUGCUUUACACAGACUGGAUUUCUAGACUGGAUGUAAUAAUCAAUACUUUAACUUUGUACGGAAUUAAAAAAAAAAAAAAAAAAAGUAGGUAUCUUCUGUAAAUAAACUUGCAUAAAUAAGCAUUAUUGAUUUAAGGAAAACCAAAAGUCCAGGACUGAACUUAAACACUGACAAAUAAACACCUGACAUGAAACAGAACAAGAAAAGUUAGACUCAGAAAGCUAGUGAGUAUAAAUACACUGCUGGAACAACAGAUAAGUAGCAGCAGGUGAGAUUAAUUAACUGCCAUGUCAGCAGAGUACCAAGAACAUGGAAACAGGCCAUAUAAGGUUAAGUGGCAAGCUGAAUGGGACAAAAUGGACAACACCAUAUAUGGAAAGUGAACAGGGUCAAAAUCUUGACACCUAAAUUGUCUUACACUUUUAAUGAAAACAUUUUAGUCCUUGUAGAGUGGAAUAAUGAUUAGGAGGAAAACAUGUUCUUCAGAGUAAAAAAUUAAGCCAUUGAAAAUCCUACUCAUUUACUUUUAAACAAAUUCUGUGUUCUUUUCAGCUAAGCUUAUAAAGAUAGGACAAAUUACUGGAAAAUGCACUGAUGUGGGGGAAAAAAAGGAUGUGACAAACAUAUGGGCUUUAUAGGUAAAU